Sporisorium graminicola is the source of this 1632-nucleotide messenger RNA. RefSeq lists its product as uncharacterized. Gene Ontology annotation, molecular function: transmembrane transporter activity. Gene Ontology annotation, biological process: transmembrane transport. Gene Ontology annotation, cellular component: membrane. The record is from RefSeq and is a predicted model, not a curated record. NCBI's taxonomy places the organism in Eukaryota, Fungi, Basidiomycota, Ustilaginomycetes, Ustilaginales, Ustilaginaceae. Bases 1 to 1632 code for a protein of 543 amino acids. The transcript has a single exon.
AUGUCUGCUCAAGCUGCCACGACGGCGCCUCCGCAUCACUCGGAACCCUCUUCUCCUUCGGACAGCACCCACGAGAACAAACAAAAUCAAGUACAGACUGCCAUCCAGGCCGACGAUGAGAUCGAGAAUCUCUCCGAUGACGAGCGGGCCGCUCUCGAAAAGUCGCUCAUCAAGAAGCUCGACUGGCAGAUCGUGCCUCUCUGUCUCUUCCUCUACCUCGCCAGUUUCCUCGACCGCACAAAUAUCGGACAAGCUCGCCUCAACGGUCUCGAAAAAGAUCUGCAUAUGAGCAAGGAUGGAAGAGACUACCGCAUCGCUCUCACCGUGCUCUACGUGCCAUACAUCAUCUUUGAGAUCCCUUCCAAUCUCCUUGUCAAGAAGGUCGGUCCAGCAAGAUGGAUCCCGUUCCUCGUGGCCUCGUGGGGCCUAGUCUCGGCUCUGCAAGGCGUCGUCACCAACAAGACGGGUCUUUACGUCAAUCGUGCUUUCCUCGGUCUCACCGAAGCUGGUAUUCUUCCUGCACUCGCGCUUUACCUGACGUUCUUUUACAAACGCGAAGAACUCGGUCUCCGACAAGCUCUCUACUUUUCCGGCGCCUCGCUGUCAGGUACCUUUGGAGGCCUCCUUGCCACAGCGAUCGGUCUCAUCAAACAUCAUCCAGGCGGAUGGGCGUGGAUCUUUAUCAUCGAAGGCCUCGUCACUGUGCUCUUCGGAAUCGCGUGCUUUUUCAUCCUACCGAACGAUAUUUCCAAGUUGUGGUGGGUCACGCCCAAGGAGCGCAAGCUGGCUUAUGCUCGUAUGGCGCCCCCUGUCAGCAGGGCUACAACCGACUCGGAGGCCACCGAUCUGCCAGCUACUGCCGAGAAGCGCGUCGCUGCCGUCGCUGACGAGGCAGCUCUCGAGUACACCGGCAAGUUCGUCUUGCGAGAGGUCCUGCGAACGUUUACCGACCCUGUCGUCCUGCUGUUCGCUGCCUCUGGAUACUCGUAUGCCACGCUUCUCUAUUCGAACGCUUUCUUCAGCCCUACUAUCAUCAAGGGACUCAACCUUGCCAAGUCGACGGCCGAGAGCCAGCUGCUCUCGGUGCCGCCCACCGCUGCCGCCUUUUUCGUGUCGGUCACUUCGGCGCUCCUCUCGGACCGAUACCGAUGGCGAUGGAUCUCGGUGGUCGCGCUCAUUAUCCUAUCGAUCGCUGGUGUAGCGUUGGCCUACGGAUCAACGGUGGCGUCGCAACGAUACGGCGGGAUCAUCUUGCUCUCUUGCGGUACCUACUCGGUGCCCCCGCUUGGUAUCAGCUGGAUGCUCAACAAUACCGCUGGACUCUACAAGCGCGCUACCAGCAUCGCCUUGUACAUCGUUUUCACAAACGCUGGCGGGAUUACAAGCACGUGGUUGUUCUACAAUAACGAGGCGCCUCGCUACAAGCGAGGGUUCCUUGUCAACCUCUGUCUCAACUGCGGAGCACUUGUGCUCGUCACGGUUGCCGAGCUGUACAUGAUCUGGGAGAACAGGGCUCGCAAGGCCGGUAAGCGAGACCACCGCGUCAACAAGUUGAAGGAACUCGGAUGGAGUGAUGCCAAGAUUCGCGAGUACCUCGGUGAUCAGCAUCCCGAGUUUGAGUACAUGCUUUAA